Oppiella nova is the source of this 2130-nucleotide messenger RNA. Lineage: Eukaryota; Metazoa; Arthropoda; Arachnida; Sarcoptiformes; Oppiidae. The record is from the annotation of a GenBank genome assembly.
AUGUGUUGGCCAUCACUUGAAAAUGUGAGUUUGAGUGGGGAGUCCUUAAACAGCUCAGAGGCCUUAAAGGAAACAAAGGAGAGAGAGGACCGUUCGGUGAUAAAGGAUCUGAAGGGAGUCGAGGCCUACCCGGCCCCAGAGGACCGCCAGGCAAUAAAGGAUUGCGUUUAUGAUAAAUGCGAACUAAACGUAAACCUAUUUAUUGAUGAAAAUAACAGACAAUACAUUAUAUUCUGUAUUCAAUACAUUGCCAAACAAUACCCAAACCACUCGUGUGAACCGGGUCUCGAUGGCCGAGAAGGUCUCCCGGGAGAGCCCGGAUUAGACGGAACUCCUGGAAGGGAUGGCAAGAAUGGACAGGACGGUGUGUCAGGACUCCCUGGCAUUCCCGGAAAAGCUGGGCCCAGAGGUAAACGAGGACCGCCAGGAGUUAACGGCGUUAACGGAAUACCAGGAAUACAGGCGUGGAAACACCACAACUCAAGCUUAUUAAUCGCGCCACAAAUUGGAGAUCUGUCUGAAAUGCAACAGACGAUUGUCGUGAAGGAGAAUGAAAACGUACGGCUCAAGUGUACGGCCAGUGGCUCUCCUAAGCCGGACAUCACUUGGCGUCGCGACGAUAACAAAGCCAUAUCUUUGGGCUCCGUUACCCACACAAUGAUUGCUGGGAAUAGAGUUAACAUUACGCGCAUCAGUAGAGAGCACUCCGGAGUGUAUGUGUGUAUCGCCACGAAUGGUGUCCCUCCCUCUUCCUUCAAGAAAUUCAAUGUUGAAGUGACGUUUCCACCUCUGGUCAAGAUAGCGACCCCUAACCAGAUGGUGGGCACAAAUAACGGUAGUUUCACAAUACUGGAGUGUUAUGUCGAAGCCUUCCCUCCGCCACUGAGUUACUGGCAAUUCGGAGAUAAGAUUAUUGAAGGGAACUGGAAGUAUAAGUUGGAUCAACAGGAGUUGUCUGCCUUUACGUUCAAAUUGAUUCUCAAUAUAACUUAUAUCGAGUCAAAUGACUACGGAAUGUAUAAAUGCAUUGCAAAGAAUGAGAGGGGUAAAACUCACGGAGUUUUUACUGUCUUUGAAAUUGAUCCGCGAUUACCGAAAAAGCCUAUAGAUGAGCCCUCGUAUGUAAUAUAUGGAGAGGUGCCUUUACCACCAGUUGAAGCUCCAGAGUGUAGUCCGUGUCCGGAAUGCAAUCAAAUAGUCCAAAGGCAAUGCAAAAGCAAUGGUAGGCCUAAAAUAGGUUCCGUGAGUUUGGCCACACAUUACAACAAUACUUCGUGGAAAUCAUUGUCUAAACGCACAAAUCAUUGUCUGUUGAGUCAGAUCGGGAAACCUGUGUUUUACAGGGACUCGGACUCUGAGUGGGGCUGUUGGAUGAAAGACCCGAUGCCUCUGAAGCCGGGAGACGAACAUAAAUACUGGUUGACCACCAAAGAUGAUAAGAAAUUGUUGAGUGAAUUCAGUAACAAAGAGUUGUUUAGGAAUAAAGAGAUUUCUCGAAAUUAUAGUCUUUUAUACAAGUUUUCGGGUAAUUCUCAGGCAAUAUAUUCCGGUUCAUUCUACUAUAGCGAAGAGGGAACCAAUAAAUUAGUUAUUUUCAAUUUAUACACAAACGACUCGUCAUAUCUGAAUGUGAUGGACGGCACCAGGAGGUUGUCCAACCAGUUCUUAUACACCACUCAAUACAACUAUAUGGACAUUUCGACCGACGAGAACGGACUGUGGGUUAUAUUUCCCACAAAUUACACAAACAAUACAAUGGUUAUGAAGUUCAAUGGCACACAAGUGGAGUACAUCUGGAAUCUAACCAUUGAUCACAAGACUGUGGGAGAAAUGUUCAUUAUAUGCGGUGUUCUCUAUGGAGUGGAAAGUGUUUCCGAGAGAAAUACCAAAAUAGAGUUCGCAUACGAUUUGUAUCGAAACCAACAAAUUGAGGUUUCCAUUGAUUUCACGAACCCUUUCAGUCAAACAAACUUCAUAUCAUAUAAUCCUAAGUACCAGAAGCUGUACACUUGGGAUAAAGGGAAUCAAUUAGAGUACCCAGUACGUUUUAAUGAGUCCAUUGAUAUCAAUAANAUAAGACAACCGACUCUAAUGUCAACUAAAAUUUUUUUACACAAAUUUUAUAAAAUU